Messenger RNA from Balearica regulorum gibbericeps (East African grey crowned-crane), 1701 nucleotides. The record is from RefSeq and is a predicted model, not a curated record. Lineage: Eukaryota; Metazoa; Chordata; Aves; Gruiformes; Gruidae.
AUGCCUAAGCAAGUAGAAGUGCGGAUGCAUGAAAGUCAUUUAAGCCCAGUGGAGCACAGAUCCAGGAACAUAUGUGUGCAGUUCUGUCAGUCCCUCCACAGGAAUCUACUCCUGACUCUUACUGUGUUCGGUGUCAUCCUGGGUGCACUGUGUGGGGGUCUUCUUCGUCUAGCAACACCUAUUGACCCUGACAUCAUCAUGUUAAUAGCCUUCCCAGGAGAUAUACUUAUGAGGAUGCUAAAAAUGCUGAUCCUCCCUUUAAUUAUCUCCAGUUUAAUCACAGGACUGUCUGGUUUAGAUGCUAAAGCAAGUGGCCGAUUGGGUACAAGAGCCAUGGUCUACUACAUGUCCACCACUAUUAUUGCUGCUGUGCUGGGUGUGAUUUUGGUUUUAGCCAUCCAUCCAGGGAAUCCGAAACUCAAGAAACAGCUUGGUCAAGGGAAGAAGAAUGAUGAAGUAUCUAGUUUGGAUGCUUUCUUGGAUCUGAUCCGAAACCUGUUCCCUGAAAAUCUAGUCCAAGCUUGCUUUCAGCAGAUCCAAACUGUCACUAAGAAAGUGCUGGUGCCACCACCCAUUGAAGAAACAACUAAUGUCACUGACUCUGCCUUUGCUAUGAUGAAUGAGACAUUGCGCGAAGCACCACCAGAAGCCCAGCUGGUCAUUAAGAAGGGACUUGAAUUUAAGGAUGGCAUGAAUGUCCUGGGUUUGAUAGGAUUCUUUAUUGCUUUUGGCAUUGCUAUGGGGAAAAUGGGAGAACAGGCCAAGAUCAUGGUGGAUUUCUUCAACAUCCUGAAUGAGAUUGUAAUGAAGUUAGUAACUAUGAUCAUGUGGUAUUCCCCUUUGGGCAUUGCUUGCCUCAUCUGUGGAAAAAUCAUUGCAAUCAAGGACUUAGAAGUAGUUGCUAGACAACUUGGCAUGUACAUGGUCACUGUAAUUGUGGGUCUUCUCAUCCAUGGAGGGAUCUUCCUGCCUCUGCUCUACUUUGUGAUAACAAGGAAAAGCCCAUUUUCAUUCCUUGCUGGGAUUUUCCAGGCAUGGAUCACAGCACUAGGCACAGCUUCCAGUGCUGGAACAUUACCUGUCACAUUCCGGUGCCUUGAAGAAAAUCUAGGUAUUGAUAAGCGUGUAACAAGGUUUGUUCUCCCCGUUGGAGCAACUAUUAACAUGGAUGGAACUGCCCUUUAUGAAGCUGUGGCUGCCAUCUUCAUAGCACAGAUGAAUGGAAUUGAGUUGGAUGGAGGCCAGAUAGUUACUGUGAGUUUGACUGCCACCCUUGCAAGUGUUGGAGCUGCCAGUAUUCCCAGCGCAGGACUCGUCACUAUGCUUCUGAUCCUUACUGCAGUGGGUCUCCCUACCCAGGACAUCAGUUUGCUUGUUGCUGUUGACUGGCUUUUGGACCGGAUGAGAACGUCAGUCAAUGUAGUAGGGGAUUCUUUUGGUGCUGGCAUUGUCUACCACCUUUCCAAGGCAGAACUUGACACCAUUGAUUCCCAUCAUAAAGGGCACGAAGACAUUGAAAUGACCAAGACUCAGUCAGUUUAUGACGACAUGAAAAAUCAUAGGGAAAACAACUCAAACCAAUGUGUUUUUGCAGCUCACAACUCAGUCAUAGUAGAUGAGUGCAAGGUAACACUGGCAACGAAUGGCAAAUCUGCAGACUUCAGUGUUAUUGAAGAAGAGCCUUGGAAACAUGAAAACUAG